Molecule: messenger RNA, 3004 nt
Organism: Fundulus heteroclitus (mummichog)
Lineage: Eukaryota; Metazoa; Chordata; Actinopteri; Cyprinodontiformes; Fundulidae
Gene: zc3h3
Product: zinc finger CCCH-type containing 3
Exons: 12
Coding region: 82-2805 (907 amino acids)
Cellular component (GO): nucleus
Molecular function (GO): metal ion binding
Source: RefSeq, a predicted model, not a curated record
GGGACAAACAACCCCCACGACGAACCAGCACGUUUUACGUCACCCGGAAGUGACUGACGUCUGGUUUACUCGGACGUAAACAUGGAGGAGCGAGAGGCGCUUAAGAGGCAGAUUGAACUUCUACAAGAUCUGAUCGAUAGGCAUAAGAGCGUCCACGGAGAUGAACCGAUCACCGCGGCGGCGCAGAGGCAACCUGAAGUUCCUACAGCAGCCAAAGGCGGAAGUCUCAGCGCAGCUUUUGUCCAUCCUCACAGCUCCAGAGGGCGUGGAAGUUGGAGGAAGACGUACUCUCUGAGAAAUGACCACCCCCAGUCCACUGUACGACGUCCCUCCACUGUUCCCUCCACUUCCCUUUGUCCACCCGCCUCCCAGUACGGAAGUGGCAGCAUCUCCUCCACAAUCGACAGAAAGGGGCUUGAAACCGAUCUCAGCAAAACUGCUACUUUGUCAGGGAAUCUUACUCUAAAGAAAGAAGAAAUUUCAGCCAGGAAAAUGGAAACGAGUGCCGCAGCGACAGAGCGAUUGAACGCACUCUCUGCUAAGCGAGGUUCGAGUUCACGUAGCAUCGAUGUCCAGCGAGAUGCGGCAGAGACUCAGGGGGGUCAGCAAAAGGCUGAAACCAGGUCUGUCAUUCUGCCAGGAAAGAAAACUGGAGCUUCAUGCAAGGUUCCCUCGUCUGUUAACACCGACGCUUUAAUGAGUUCUAAGAACAGUGUUCUAGUGCAAAACAAGCCUCCCCCCAACAGUCAAACCGGCUCAGAAAGCUGCAAGACGCAUAAUUCAUCAACCUUACCAGCUCUGUCCAGUGAUCUCACCAAACCGCCGCUACGUUCUCCUUCCAAAGAGUCAAAACACUCCGCCCCGGGUUUCCAGGUUAAUGCGGCAUGUUUAAAAAAGUCCAAAUUCACCUGGGUGAAGAGCCAGACUGCGGACCCGGAGCCCAAAGCAGCCAGCUCUGCUUCCGUACCAAACAGAGUCACGCAUUCUCACACGCCUGUCCUCAAAGCUCCGCCGACUGUCGGGAGUCCGUCAUCAGGUGUAUUAAGUAAGAAAACGCCCCACAGGAAGGUUCCUCGAAAGCUCAGCCCUGUCACCGUAGCCCCCAAGACUUCAAAGUACAGGUGGGUUUCCUCCUCUGGGGCCCAAACCAAGAACCAGCGCAAACCAACGUCCCCCAAAGCCCUAACUGUCCCUCAGAGAAGCCUAGAGAGAGGCGAUGUUGCCAAGAAACUCAAACCAGCCUCUACUCCCUCUGGAAGACAGAAGAAGGGGACCGCAGCUUCCCCGACCAGCUCAGCACUCGUGAGCCGUUACCGUUGGAAGGCCGGAGGGCAGGUUGCAGCUGGGUCGGGGACGGGGACAGCGGCGGUGGCUCGCCGUCGCUCCGCCUUCCACUGGACGGCAGAAAAGAACACCAGAGGGCUGAAAACGGGACACGCUUCUCCGAGUUUAACUCAACGGGGCCAUCCUCGCCCUCCCUCCCCUGGCGGGUUCAAGCUCCGCAGCAGAAUGAAAAUCAUCAGGCGGUCCGCCAGCAGCGUCGGCGGGUCAGAGAAGGCGAGCAGCCCGGCUUCAGGAAAGCCUUCGCCACGUAGUCGCCUGCACUCCUUCGCCAGGAGUCCUGCGGGAGUUCGUAGGACGCCUUCCAGGGAGCUGGUCUGUUUCGGCAGACACAAGCUAAGGCGGCUCUCCCCGACCUCGUCGAGAACAAAUACUGUCUCCCCAUCCCAUCCAAGCCCCGCCUCCAAGCGUGUGUUCAGGACGCGCUACAAGAUGGUGACCCGUCCGGGUACAAGUGCUAUACACAGCCCACAGUACAACCCAUCGCUCUCCUGGCGAGCCAGGAAGAUCCAGUCGGCCAGGACUUUCCUUCAAAACCGCCGCCGAGCGCCUUUUGACAGACACCAACCAUCCAGCCGGUGCUGGACGGGGAUCGAGAUGUGCUGGAUCCGAGGCUCCCUGUACCGGGUUUCUGCCAACAAGCUGUCCCGCACUGUGACACCACACACAUCAAUUGAUCGAAGAGGAAAGCUCUCCAGUCCACACACGUCUCCUGCCCUGACCCGCCAUUUAGCCAGCCGUGCAGUCCAGCGGAGCAUUGCCAUCAUCAGACACGCUCGUCAGAAAAAGCAGCAAAAGCAGUACUGCAUGUAUUACAACCGCUUCGGCAAGUGUAACCGGGGCACAAGCUGCCCCUUCAUACAUGAUCCGGACAAAGUGGCUGUCUGCACCAGGUUUCUGAGAGGGACAUGCAAACAGGCAGAUGGCACCUGCCCGUUCUCCCAUAAGGUUGCCAAAGAGAAGAUGCCGGUGUGUUCCUACUUUCUGAAGGGGAUCUGCAACAACAGCGACUGUCCCUACAGCCAUGUUUAUGUGUCUCGUAAAGCGGAAGUGUGUGAAGACUUUGUCAAAGGCUACUGUCCAGAGGGAGAGAAGUGUAAGAAGAAACACACUCUGGUGUGUCCGGACUUCUCCAAGACCGGCUCCUGCCCAAGAGGUUCUCGCUGUAAACUACAGCACCGCCAGCGGGUCAAACGGAGUCCCAGCAGCACCGCCACUGUUCCCGUCAAGAAAGGCCGCUCUAAAGAGCCCGUGAAAAGGCCUCAUCUAUCUGUCGUCAUGCCACAAGACGCUCAGGCAGCUCCAGGAACACCCAUUGCGGGUCCCCUGGCUCUGCCAUCCUUUAUCUCUCUAUCCAGCUCUCCAGAGGAGGCAGAUGCACCAGAUUCACCGCUGGCUGACGCAGCGCAACUCAAAGAGAGAAAGCUGCAGAUCAAACCUCGACUGAGAGACCAGAAAGACUGAAGCGGGACACGUCUCACCGAUCUGGGAUUUUUCUUUUUUUUUUUUUUAGCCCCAGUUCCUUUCACUCAGGGCCCGAAAGUUUUAUCUUUUCUGCCUGUAUACAAAUGUUUCAUGAAUAAGUGUUUGCAAUCUGAGUUUUAUUUUUGCCUUCAGUGUAACUUUUAAAUAAAGCGAAAAUAAAACAUGAACUUUAGCGGCC